This is a messenger RNA of Aspergillus fijiensis CBS 313.89, 1151 nucleotides long. RefSeq lists its product as uncharacterized. The record is from RefSeq and is a predicted model, not a curated record. The transcript has a single exon. Bases 225 to 1151 code for a protein of 308 amino acids. Lineage: Eukaryota; Fungi; Ascomycota; Eurotiomycetes; Eurotiales; Aspergillaceae.
CGGCUUGCCGCGCAUCGGGGCUGAGAUCAAAGAGUGUCAGUCAAAAUAACCGUAGAAAUCACGUAUCUACCGAGAGUGUGAUUCGCGCUGCUCGAUCCUGCAUAUUUUCACCCGUGAUUAAGUUGUCCGCUUGAUAUCAUCGGAAAUCUAUCACUUGACUCCCUAACCAACCAUACUCCAUUCCGACGAAUUUUCCCCUAAAAUCAUUCAGUCACUCCAACCCCAUGCAGCCAUUUCGCAUCAAGCUAUCCAACGAUGGGACUGUAACAGGCUUCCAUUCAACCCCCCCAGCAUCAGCAUCCCAUCUACGUUACCGUCCUCUGAUCGUCGGACUUCAUGGUGGAUGCUACGACAGCCAGUAUUUCAAGGGCAUCCCCGGUUACUCUGCCCGAUUGAGCAGCGAAGCCUUCGGGGCACCAUUCGUGGCGAUCGACCGUCCCUCGUACGGGGGCACAAGCUCGAUUCUUCCAGUCCCAGAAGGAACCGACUUCUACCGAGAGACUGGCCGCUGGCUGCACCAAUACAUUCUGCCCCAGAUCUGGUCCGACUUCGGGAUACCUAACGACUGCCACUGCAUCGUCUUGCUCAGUCACAGUCUGGGAGUCACGGGAGGUAUCAUUGCGGCGGCUCUCCACGCGCAGGAUAAUGCACCGCGAUAUCCCCUGGGCGGUCUCAUCGCCAGCGGCAUGGGCAACACGCAGCUGCCGGCAAUGAGGGCCAGCAGCCCAUCCUUUGUGUCCAUCAACGCAGAUCACGUCCAGUUCCCUGGGGAGUACAAGGACGCAGUGAUGUUCCGACCCGGAACCGCGGCGGCAGAGGUUCUGGGCCUGUGUGAGCGCCUGAACGCGAUCUCGCCGCUCCCAGACCUUGUCGACUUCCCGACGACCUGGCUGCCGGUGUGGAAAGAGACGUGGGCAUCCCAGGUUCUGGUCCCGGUCAUGUUUGCGCUGGUGGAGGACGAUCCAUUUUUCACCACAGACGAAGACGAGCUCGACACGUGUGUGCGGGCAUUCAAGCGCAGUGCGCGUGUCGAUGGGAGUCUGGUUCGAGGCGCCCCGCAUUGCAUGGAGCUCAGCUACUGGUCCCAGGGAUGGUAUGCCCGGUGUUUUGGGUUUGCUAUGGAGUGUGCUGCAGGUAUGGCAACUCGUUGA